Messenger RNA from Colletotrichum scovillei, 1126 nucleotides. Its product is annotated as coenzyme Q biosynthesis protein Coq4. The transcript has 2 exons. Gene Ontology annotation, biological process: ubiquinone biosynthetic process. Gene Ontology annotation, cellular component: mitochondrial inner membrane; mitochondrion. The record is from RefSeq and is a predicted model, not a curated record. The coding region runs from base 311 to 1126 and encodes 271 amino acids. NCBI's taxonomy places the organism in Eukaryota, Fungi, Ascomycota, Sordariomycetes, Glomerellales, Glomerellaceae.
GAAGAAAUGCACAGCAGCGGGCAGCAAUCGCCAAUUGGAAAGGUCGGCGCUAGUAUCCACCGACUCCCCGAUCCGACCUACGGGACCCCUAGCUGUCCAAAUUCUCGGGGGACCGUCGCCGAGGUGAGGUAAUGGGAGCUGCCCCGAGCUUCCAAAAAGUGUUCCGGUCAUCGAACCACUUUCAACUCCAAACUGACCAAGUAGCUCACGACAGCUCUCAACGGCUCCCUCGCCCACAAUCUCUCAUCUCCCGACGACAUCCAACGGCAUGCCACCAAUCCAAAGACCAUAAACGAAACAAAUCAGCACAAUGAAAGCCCUCACAACCCUCCCGGCGGCCCAAACCGCCGCGCCCUCCCCGCCAUCUGCGCCGCCUGCACAUCAACGACACCCUCCUCCUCCUCCACACUCGCGCCGCCCCUUCUCCGUCCUAAACCGCCCACCGCCAAACUACCCAGGCCACGUCCUCACCAAAAUCGAACGCGCCGCCCUCGGCCUCGGCGCGAGACCACCGCGACGCCCCUUCAUCUACCGCCUCCGCGACGCAAUGCUCUCCGACCCGACGGGCCGCCGCAUCCUCCGCGACCGGCCGCGCAUCACGUCCACCUCGCUCAACCUGUCCCGCCUGCGCGCCAUGCCGGACAACAGCGUCGGGCGCGCCUACGUCGCCUGGCUGGACGCCGAGGGCGUGAGCCCGGACACGCGGCCCGCGGUGCGGUACAUCGACGACCCGGAGUGCGCGUACGUGAUGCAGCGGUACCGCGAGUGUCACGACUUCUUCCACGCGCUGACGGGGCUGCCGAUUGUGAGGGAGGGCGAGGUGGCGCUCAAGGCGUUCGAGUUCGCCAACACGCUGAUCCCGAUGACGGGGUUCGCGGUGCUGAGUUACGCGACGAUGAAGGCGGGCGAGAGGAAGCGGUUCAGGGAGAUUUAUGGGCCGUGGGCGGUGAAGAAUGGGAUGAAGGCCAAGGAGGUGAUUAAUGUGUAUUGGGAGGAGCAGCUGGAGAGGGACGUGGAUGAGUUGAGGGCAGAGUUGGGGAUUGAGAGGCCGCCUAAUAUGAGGGAGAUUCGGAAGAAGGAGAGGGAGGAGAGGAGGAGGGCGCAGGAGGCUUUGAAGGGGGUUUGA